AUGCGUCAGUCUGUCAUUCAAUUGACCUUCAGCUAUGGUGGCCAUCCAUGGUUUGCUUCAAGCACUCAGUGGGUCAUUUCGAAGAUGACUGUGCUACUGAUUGACCUGGUCGUGCUUACAGUCCUUCCUUAUUGCUUGACGACGGAUCUCGUCUUUCACGCCGAGAAACCCUCCGAAUCCUCAUGUUAUUUCCAACUGGAGUGCAGUGGAAGUAAAAAUCGUGGCGUAGAGAAAAUCCGAGUACCCAUUCGGUCCGCUGUGGGACCGCAAGGACCAAAAGGAGAUAGAGGGCCGCGCGGUGUCCAGGGGCCUAUGGGUCCACCAGGUAAGAGAUGGUUAUGCUUUUGAUACUCCCACAUGCGAUUGUGGGAUUAAUGUCUGAUCGAAGUUUUGUAAAUUUUCAGCUCCAACGAUUGAUUAUAGAACAGCGUGUGCCUCUAGAGUUCAAAUGAUUUCUUGAGUCACUUUCACAGUGUUUGCUUCAGUAAAUGCAGGGGUACAUGGCAGAAACCGAGUUUGAGGCAUGUCUCAAAGUCAUGUCCUCAUAUGAAAUACUUUACCCAAAUACUGUUUCCCAUGUGCGUUUUUUCAAGAUGUUUUUUUCUGAGGUGGCAAAUAAUUACAACUAAAAGGUUUCAAAGAAUGAAUAAAGUUCUUUAAAUAUUGCAGCGCUGUUCUUAAGGUAGCAGGGGGUACACAGAGGAGCAUAGGACUGACGUUCACGGUCCUGGUCUGAUUUUAGGAGGCAUUUUGGAAGUUAGACUGACGACGACAAUCCCCUAUUUUAAUGUGCACCUUUUCUGGACCCCAAGAGGAGAUCAACCCUCCUGCCAACAUGCGAAAACGACCUGACAAUAAGUAAGCACUGUUGGAUGCAUAAGAUUGGGCCUAUUAUUUGGACUAGAUUAGUAAUCGGACAGGUGAUAGGCUGCGAAAAAAUUACAUGGCAUCUGGGUGCGCCACAAAGGAUACAUAGGGCAGUCUAAUUUUUGUGCACUUCUAUGAGCACUAAAGGCCAUGUGUGAGUGAUUGUCGAAGAGAAGCGAAAUAAGGCUUUUCCUUCCUACCGGGACUGAAAUGAUCCCAAUGAGCCUUUGUUAUAGUCAUUUUCAACAGUUGGUGACCCCUAUUUUGAUUUAAAGCUCAGGUAUUUCAUUCGGCAAGUGUAUAUGGCACAUUUAAAUGAACAAUGUAAAAGUCUUCGCAUAAAACCUAUUCUACCAGUUACGCCCUAUGCAAGUAUUCGGAGAAUGUUCCAAAGCACACCACACAUGCUGCGGCAGUCCAUCGCUGCGUGCUAGCAAUCUAAAAACAUCUUGUGUUCUCCGCAAAUGCCACGCACCUUAUCAUCUAAAGUGUUUUAAUUAAUCCAUAUUUUCUGAUACCAAUUUGAGGUUUUCAGACCACACGAGAUUGUCUGCAUUUUUUACUAACUAAGGAAUAGAGCAAGCUCUAAAGUGCUCUUGAACUGGAAACCUAGUAAAAUGGUCAUGAAACCUAUGAAAUUACCAUAGCAAUUUUUGCUGCCAUAGGCAGCCUGGCAUGGUUGUUUAGGAAACUGUCAAACUCGUCGAGUGGGAUUUUUCUUUAGAAAACAGCACUCUGUCAACCAGAUGCAUUAUCUGACUUACCGGAUCAGCUAGGUUUCGCUUUCAAAGAACAUAAAAUUCUAGGUAUGAUCCGUAGCGAAGAUUAAGACUUCACAGAAUGAAUUAGAUUGUUCCUAUUUGGAGUUUGUUCAAGGCUCAAAUUUAAGUGCUCACCGGGUGUACGAUAGGCUUUAGUUUGCAAAAUUAUAGCGAAUAAUAACCCAUUUACACACUGCGCGAAAUUAUCCUGAUUUUGUUUAACCCCUGUUACUAAAAAAAUCUCAAAACGAAAGCUGAGGCAAAUUUUGCCGAUUUUAUUAAUUUAGUUUUGUCAGAUUGCUCACUUUUCAUCCCCGUACCUGCCCCAUGUGCAAAUUUCCUAGGAUUUAGGCGUGGUUUUAAUUACUGGCUGUUUCAGGUAUACUUGUCCCGUCAACUGGGGGGGGGGAGGCGGAUGCUCAGUCAUUGAUUGUCAUUUACCUUUUUACUUACUCCAAGUUCUCAAAAAUUAUGAGUACUGGCCCCAGAACAUGAGGGCGGACAGAGAUAACGAUGGUGGAAUUUAAAGGAGCAAGCAAAGCUUCAAAUACUACCCCAAAAUAAUGCAGUUAGAUGUGCUUGGAAUUUCUUUACAUGAAAAUCUAAAGGAGAGAGAGAGAGUACUUUCGGUUUCCCCAGCCCUCUCUAUAAUCGUGAAAGUCUGCUGUUACGCUUGCAGACCUGAUUUACUCUCAGUCGCAGUAGCGUUUAACCCAUCGGUUGGGUUUUUUAUAGCAACAUCACUUUGGAAAGCACAGCCCCAAAAGCCGAACCAAUAACCUGUUGAUUGAUGCCAUGUGAUUAUUUACAGAUUGUGUGCAAACGUCUGAUAGCACAUUCAAUAAUACCUGAUUGAAUUAUGUAAACCUUACUAGGCGAUCAUAUUUCCGAAAGACUUUAGGCCACAUAUGGGCAUAACGGUUGAUAUAGAUAUCAAAAAAAACCACCCCGAGGCCAAAGUUUGGCUUCUUCUGCUUCGCAAAUUAAAUUUGUCCUAGUAGUCUGUUUGAGAGAAACAACGUAACUCCUCAGCGGGCAUCACGCAAUCCUCGUAUUUGUUUGUUUUCCAUUAACCUGAAAAAUUGUCAGGAAUUUCUGAUUCAGGACGGGGAGGAUUUUGACAGGAGACGGUGGGGCAGUGUUCAGCAGUUAACUCCGCCGCCGCCGGCGUGCUGCCGCCAGAGGACAGCAGAGGGGCGAAAAAGGAAGCACAACAGGGUUUCCGUCUGAUAGAUGGUCCGCUUGCGUGUUUGUCCAACACUACUUUGGCUCUUUCAAUCUGGAGGCGCAGAAGGAGAGCAGACAAGCAGUCAACUUCAACUCCGAGCACUGAGGACUGCAUGUCCAGCGUAGAAGUUUUAAACUAGAGCUAAUUCACUUAAGACGGUUCUAAUUUCAGGAACUUUGUUCACAAGUUCAGCCUUUCCUCACAAUCGACAGUGCGAGGCCGGAACACUGGCAGUUGCCUUGAUUUAAGAAGCUGGAAUGGCAAAAAGUAAAUUUACAUCAAUCCAUUUCCCAUAUUCUUAAGUAAAGUCUGUUUGGGCUCACUAAAAGGCCAUAUAAGCAGAAAACCGGCCAGCCUAGUAAGAGUUGGAACCGUCAACGUCCCCCUUCUCCAUUUACAAUGACUGCCCUGGCUACUGAACUGCGGCUGUGCGAACAACCUAUAUCCUCUUUCCUUUGACUCCCGUGACGGUCUGACGACUGCGAUGCUGUGAUUAAAACACCAAACCGUCUAGAUGCAGAAAACUGGUUGAAAUUCCUCACAGUUUCACGUUUUCGAUAUCAUUUCAAUCCUGAAUGCUUCUGAUCAUUAGAAAAUUUAAACGAUCAGAAGUUUCCGGCAAAACCUUAAAUUAACCUGUGAGCUUGUGUAGACCCCUUGAGGGCAGUCUCCUGGUGCCAAACUACCAAUCAUCAAGACCAGAAUAUGAACAAAAGGGAAACUCGCUCUUCCGCACCAAACUUGAACAUUCUCAGGCUGAACUGUAAUUUCGAAGUCAAGAUGACUGAGAUUCGGUGACUAAAACAGUAAUUUUAUCCGUCUGCAGCGUUGGAUUGACUCCCGAGUCCGCCAUUAGAAACAACAAGAGCGGGGUUAGAUUUCGUGAAUUGUAUGAUUUGGAGUUUUUCUGCAACCAUAAACAUUGAGGAAUUAGCUCUUGCACGUCGUAGGUUUGGUGUUUUAACCAAACUCCGCUUCGCUUAAACGUUUUAAGCGCUGUGUCAAUGAGUAUCACAGAAUGUAGUUAUGUUAUGUCUAAAAUGUAGGUCGACGAACAGCAUAAACCAUUUCUUUUUGAAUGAUUUUUAUCAUGCUGACUUACUAACAACUUCACCGGUGCUAGUGGUCGAACUACAAAAUGUCGCACGAAACACACUUUCCACAUUGUGAUAACUAAGCUUCCUUAUUGAAUAUUAUUGCUUGGACCUACCAAUGGGACCAUUUUACCACAUGUGUUCCUUAGCAUGCAUCUUCUUCAUGAAGGUCCGCCAGGUCCGAUCCCGAAAGCCUCUCGCAUGUGGUUGCCUCGUCCAGCGGACCUACAGAUAGCUUUCUACAUUGGCCUCUCGGAGAACAUUGAGGAACUACCGAAAGGGCAAAAUUGUCCCCUCAUAUUUGACAAAGUGAUGCUUAACAUGGGCAACUUUUACAACGCCACAGAUGGCGUCUUCACCGCCCCCGUAGACGGAGUGUAUACUUUUAUGCUGGUCGUCUCAGCGCACAGCUACAAGAAGGUGAGCUUUUAGGGUGAUAUUUCUAAAUUUGCACGACGGUACACGAAAUACUAUAUUAUAUUGGCCAUCCCCGCAAUUUCGAGUAUCGGGUGUUUACUGGUUCAAUUAAACUAUCUUCUGUUAAAGUCGAAGGGGUGAAUAAGAAUCGGUCGCUGGAAGCAUUAAUCGCUUCGGCGUGCUGACCGGUUGCCAAAUUCAUCUUCAGAAAAUCAGUAAAGGAAACUCUGAAAUUGAUUCCUGGUUUUGUCUACUGUGGAUGUGCACAUCGAUGCUUAUGGCAGUCAUCCACAGUGUUUCAUGGUAGAACCGCCUGUUUUUUUGAACUGCGAGCAGUUUUUAUUGAUUUCUUGCAUAUGCCUGACGAUAGGCGAGAAAAUCAUGCAAAUAGUGGAUGGUUUAUUAUUUUCACAAUGGUCUCUCCCUUACCACAUUUAGCAGACGAAAUACCCGCGAGGCGCACCCUCUCACCGUUUCCGUCGGUGCAAGUGUACCUGCGUCGUACACCGUUAUUGUUAUUUGACAGAAAAAGAUCUCUACAAUGUUGGUAGUAAUACAGCGGGAAUUUGCUGUUGGAUGACAACUUGCUUCCUUCAGCGCCGACCUGACUCGCGAGUUUACACCAGAAUUUGGAAACCAUAGUAAUCUGGUAGUCCAAAAGCCAUUUUAGGCGUGGCUGUAGGAACAGCGAUUGCAUGGAUGUCUCCAUUCAUCUCUCCAGCACAUUAUUUUAGGGUCCAGGGUUAUCCCGGACGGCGUCUGAAGCUUUAUUUGCCGGCAGCUACCAGUCAUCAUGUCGUAAGAUCGCUGUAGUUUGGGACCCCCUCGUAGGUAAACAAUUUGUCAGCCCAGUGUUCACGCAAUGUUCACAAUUCGAGGUAUGAUCUCGGCAUUGAGACUGUUUUAGUUACCAUAACACACUUAAAUAGCACUUCCUUGGCUGUGUUACUGAUUAUGAGUUAUUAAUCCAAAAGCCAAUAGCAACGUGCAUGACCUCCACAAGCAAGGUUAGUCCUAGUGGGCGAAGCCGAGUUUUUUGCGAAAAUUACAGAGUGGGUAAGAAUUCCGGAAUUUGCAAGUUCAAAAGCAUGUAUAUUUACAUCCAGGGUUGAGAAGUGGAAGGUGAAAUAGAAAAAGUAGAGAACGGUGGUACUUGAACUCCUCCUCCCUAUUAAUUGCCUGCAGGUCCGCCUACAGUCCAGUAUUUGUUAAUCUGAUGCCGUUAUUCUGGACAGGUCUCCUGUCUGUUUAAUGCAAAAUCAAUGAACCUUCUCGAAAUUCUGGAGAGGCGUAAUUUUAGGUUGCCGCUGCGUUGGUGAAUUUUGGGUAGUUUAAUUAGCCCCUGGUUUAACAGUGGAUUGAUCUAAGAAUUGGCUUCCGGGAAGCCUGUUUGGGAAACAAUGAUGUAAAAGAAGCUGUUUGUUAGAAAUACAAAAAUGUUUUUAAUAAUUUCCUGCGGAUUACUUUGACAGUCCUCCAGGUGUUUCUCCUAGAAGUUAUUCAGCCGAAAGUUCACUAGAUGUUCUUUAACUACCAUUAGCGUCCCUUAAAUGAGUCGUUCUUUUCUAACUGGAAGAGCAUUGUCAUUAUACAUUCCUGCUUUCACCUAUUUUCUAGGUUUCCAGAUAAAUUGCACGGAUGGAACUGUUAAUAAAGUGGGUUUUCACUAGGAAUAGUCUCUGCUACCGAAGAGGCAUUUGCGAUAGGAUUAGUCUGUGACAAGGUCGCUCUAGGGGUUGUCGUCUCAAAAGAUCUGGCCAACUUUCCUGUUUUCGUUUGUAAUUAUACGGAAUCAGGACUUAUCCGACAAAGUACCACCUUUCAUUUGAAGGACAUGACUACGCUGUCUGUAAACCAUAAAAAUUGCGAUUAGUGGUCCGAAGUCGGUCAAAAGUUUAAACCAUCCGAAUCAACGUGAAAGCAAAAAACACAAAUGAGCUCUUGACCGCCAGUGAAGACCUGCGUCUGUUAUUUUCCCUUUUUUAUGAUUUCUGGUCUAUACCUUGACACUACAACAGUCUGAAUUUUGAAGACCUAAACUCAAGUGCUUGGAUUAUUGAUUCCUGCCACGCAUUGGACGUCAGUCUUGUGAGUUUAUAUAUGGCAAGACAAAAGGGUGUCGGUCUCGGUGUGGGCGUCAGGACAGAAAACUCUUGGGUGUACACCAGAGCUUUGUCGGGGGUGGGGAGAGAUAUCAAGUGGUUCUCGAGAAGUCGCUUUGGGAGAAGUCCCCCCACAGUGUCGCUCAAAUGAAGCAACGAGCUUUCCCAUCGAGACCAUCGGAAAAUACCUUAAAAAAUUGUUUAACUCCGUAUUUUGAACCGAUUAUUCACCUUAGACAUUGCAACUGCACUAGAGAUUCUCAGUUGUGUUUAUCUGUCAAGGGAACGGUAAAUUUGGAUUUUUAUGUCGUUAAAAUCUCGAGGCUACUCUCUGAUUCCAACUCACUAGGCAGGGACAAAUACUCUUUUUCUGCUAAGAAAUACGUUCUGAGGCUCUUUGUAUAGAGCGGCUUGAACUUCUACGAACUAACUUUAAAUAAGAAGUAAUUACCUUUUGGUGCAGAUUGAGAAAAUAUGGAACCCAGACACCCAGAAAACGUAAGUGCUGGGGCGAGAGUCAGCCGCCAACCUUUCAAAGUCGCGUGGAGUACUUCGAUCGUUCAUGUUGACUGGGAAUAUCAGUAGGCUGCACGAUCAUUCAAUAUUUCCUCAUAGGUGACUCGCAGGGGGACUGGUGCAGCCUAAGUUACGUUUUUGGUCAGAAUCCAAGGUAAACGUCUUUGAGGUACAGAAGAUGGAUUGUAAAGAUGCAACUCGACAUGGUCCGAAAUAUUAACAAGUAGUUGACGAUGAAAAUUCGAACUCACGAGACCAGAACUGUUAGGCCUCGCCUAUAGUCAUUAUGGUCACCAGACGCCUGUUUAUGAACUAAGUUUUGUCAGGAAAUUGCGCCUACGCUAAGAAUUCAGCUCGUAUGGCAGACAGAAAUAGUUAAAUAAAGAAAAUGAACUUUAAGCAACCAAUUUCGCAGCCGAAGAUAUGGAGGUCAACGGCAAUACAUUAUACUUUUCUAGAAUGAAGCCAUACUAUGAAGGUAUUCUCUUGUAGUCUUCCAGAUUCUUAAGCAACAUCUACAUUGCCCACAGCGAACGUGUUUCCAAUAGUCAAAAAGAGCUUCCUGUUGCAUUUCUUCGAAACUUAUGCAGGUUUAAACCUAACCUAACUAUGACCUGUGAAACAAAGUUUACAGGUACAAAAGCAUCUUUUUGACCGGUUUUGCCGUGUUUCUAACUCGUAUUUUCGGGACAAGUUAUCACAUAGGCAUCCAACGGACGAAACGCAUCUCACCAUUUGAAGGGUUUUCUAGUGAAUAACUGGUCCAGUUUACUUCCUCUUAUGAAGAUGGGACUUCCAUGAACUAGGACCUAAUUAUCAACGAACAGUAUACUCCGAUUCUUGUAACAUGCUGUGCAGCAGCAAAAAUCUCGGAGAAAAGAAAUUACAUUAUUUGAUUGGCAAGUAAAAGGGUGAUCAAUUUUAUAAAUGUACUAAGAUAAGAACGUUACAGAGGAGGGACCUGUUCGAAGAGUUUUCGGGGAGGUAAGCUUCAUGUGGGAACAUCCUCAACGUGGACUAGUCAGUUGCGAAUGCUUAUUUUGCCCUAUGCAUAUACGCCGCUAUGUAACUAUCGUUAUUAUGCAGUGAAGAUGUUUCUAUGAUGAUUUUUUAUAGCUUGAGGCAAAAUCCAGCAAAAUACUGCUAGAAAUAAUAGAAUUCACCCGUUCGUAACGUCGUUCAGCAGUUAAAACUUUUUGAACUAAUCUGCGUGACGUGUUUAAAGAACGCAAAGUGAAUAUGCCCUUUAAGAAAUUUAAAGUAUACUGAUUUUUGUGAAUGAGACUAGAAAAAAAUACAUAAAAAUCUUAAAGGUCUGUUUCGAAAAGUCAUACUUUAUUCUAAUCGUUGAGUAAAUAAACGUCAUGUCUGUUAUGGAAUUGAGCAUUUAUUUCUCCCAAUUCAAAACCGGUCGGUAGAUGGUUGUUUUAUUCAUUUUAUCUCAUUUUCCUGAUGUCGAACUACGAAAAUACAAUGCGGAAUAGAUCGCACCAAAGCAAACCCCUUCGUAAGCUUCUUAAGAAGAUUCUACCUUUUCGGACAACAGUUCUGAACGCGUUUUAAACCACAUCGAAGUUGAUUCAGAAUGGGAUAUCUACUGAUCGCUUUUAGGCUAGCUACUGUAAUGACUGCAUUGUAAUCGUGUUCUGAUUACCCAGUCCCUGAUCUGAUGAACAAAAUCUUCGUGAAAGAGAAAGUUAGUAUAUAACGAACAUCCGCAGCCAUUAUAAAGCUAUGGAGUAAGCCCGUCUUCAUUGUAUUACAACCGUUGCCUUCCAGUGUCACCAGCUCCAAGUGACAAAUAUUGCGAAAUGGUGUGUAACUGGAAACAGCUCUGUUUCCGAUGGUUUUAUUGCCGCAACGGAUUUAAUUUUUCAACUUCCUUCCCCCUCCCCCACACACACGCAGGCUAGUGCGUGGCUGAUGCAUAACGGUCAAAAAGUUCUUUUCGCCUGGUGUGAAAGCAAACCCUGGGCAAGCACCACCAACCAGGCCAUCUUGUUCGUCAAGAAGGGUGACAAACUGUGGCUUCAAUGCAGUGAAGAGGCCUUUCAUCUCUACGGCUACAUGUACAGCAGUCUCUCCGGCUUUCUGCUCUUCCCGUUGUAG
Molecule: messenger RNA, 9094 nt
Organism: Spirometra erinaceieuropaei
Lineage: Eukaryota; Metazoa; Platyhelminthes; Cestoda; Diphyllobothriidea; Diphyllobothriidae
Source: the annotation of a GenBank genome assembly